Messenger RNA from Bradysia coprophila, 671 nucleotides. It is a transcript of the gene RpS19a, whose product is annotated as Ribosomal protein S19a. Gene Ontology annotation, cellular component: ribosome; cytosolic small ribosomal subunit. Gene Ontology annotation, molecular function: structural constituent of ribosome; RNA binding. Gene Ontology annotation, biological process: translation; ribosomal small subunit assembly. The record is from RefSeq and is a predicted model, not a curated record. NCBI's taxonomy places the organism in Eukaryota, Metazoa, Arthropoda, Insecta, Diptera, Sciaridae.
CAACUCCUGACUAUAUUUAUGUCAUUCACGUCUCCAUAUUGGACAUUUCGAACGCACAACCAACUUCACGACAAAUAAAAUUUCUCUUUCCGGUUCUCAUUGUCAACCAAGAUGCCUGGUGUUACAGUUAAAGACGUUGAUCAAGCCGCAAUUGUGAAGGCCGUAGCGGUUUUCUUGAAGAAAUCCGGUAAACUAAAAGUGCCUGAACAAAUGGAUAUUAUCAAAACCGCCAAAUUCAAGGAACUUUCACCAGACGAUCCAGACUGGUUCUACGUACGAUGCGCUUCAAUUUUACGCCAUUUGUAUCACCGCAGUCCAGCUGGUGUUGGAUCAAUUACCAAGAUUUACGGUGGACGUAAACGUAACGGUGUUCAUCCGUCACAUUUCUGUAGAUCCGCUGAUGGGGCCGCACGCAAAGCUCUACAGGCUUUGGAAGCAGUCAAAUUGAUUGAGAAGGGCCCAGAGGGUGGUCGCAAAUUGACACCACAAGGACAGAGAGACUUGGAUCGUAUCGCGAAUCAGAUCGUCACCCAUCAAAGAGCUGCCAUUAAAGCUGCCGCAGCCGCUGUGAUCACCAUAUCUUGAUCAUUCAAAGUGUAAACUUGAAUUGUGGAAAAAAAAUGCAAAAAUCGAGGGAAUAAAUGAAAAUUUCCAACAAUUUUUGGUCUUAA